Molecule: messenger RNA, 3501 nt
Organism: Lagenorhynchus albirostris (white-beaked dolphin)
Lineage: Eukaryota; Metazoa; Chordata; Mammalia; Artiodactyla; Delphinidae
Gene: KLB
Product: klotho beta
Exons: 5
Biological process (GO): carbohydrate metabolic process; fibroblast growth factor receptor signaling pathway
Molecular function (GO): fibroblast growth factor receptor binding; fibroblast growth factor binding; hydrolase activity, hydrolyzing O-glycosyl compounds
Source: RefSeq, a predicted model, not a curated record
AUGAAGCCAGGCUGUGCGGCAUGAUCUCCAGGGAAUGAAUGGAUUUUCUUCAGCACCGAUGAAAGAAACAUACGCUAUAGGAAAACAAUGUCCAGCGGGGGACUGCAAAGAUCUGUCAUCCUGUCAGCACUUAUUCUCCUUCGAGCUGUUUCUGGAUUCUCUGGAGACGGAAGAGCUAUAUGGUCUAAAAAUCCUAAUUUUAGUCCGGUAAAUGAAAGUCAGCUGUUUCUCUAUGACACUUUUCCUAAAAACUUUUUCUGGGGUGCUGGGACUGGAGCAUUUCAAGUGGAAGGGAAUUGGAAGACAGACGGAAAAGGACCCUCUAUAUGGGAUCAUUUCAUCCAUACACACCUUAAAAAUGUCAACGGCACAAAUAGUUCCAGUGACAGUUACAUUUUUCUGGAAAAAGACUUAUCAGCCCUGGAUUUUUUAGGCGUUUCUUUUUAUCAAUUUUCAAUUUCCUGGCCAAGGCUUUUCCCCAAUGGAACAGUAUCAGCUGCUAACGCAAAAGGUCUCCAGUACUAUAAUACUCUUCUCAACGCUCUGGUACUUAGAAACGUUGAACCUAUAGUUACUUUAUACCACUGGGAUUUGCCUUUGGUGCUGCAAGAAAAAUAUGGGGGGUGGAAAAAUGAAACCAUAAUAGAUAUCUUCAAUGACUAUGCCACAUACUGCUUCCAGACGUUUGGGGACCGAGUCAAAUAUUGGAUUACAAUUCACAACCCAUAUCUAGUCGCUUGGCAUGGGUAUGGGACAGGUAUCCAUGCCCCUGGAGAGAAGGGAAAUUUAGCAGCUAUCUACACCGUGGGACACAACCUGAUCAAGGCUCAUUCGAAAGUUUGGCAUAACUACAAUAGAAAUUUCCGCCCACAUCAGAAGGGUCUGCUAUCAAUCACGUUGGGAUCCCACUGGAUUGAACCAAACAGAUCAGAAAACACAAUGGAUAUACUCAAGUGCCAACAAUCCAUGGUUUCUGUGCUCGGGUGGUUUGCCAACCCUAUCCACGGGGAUGGUAACUAUCCAGAGGUGAUGAAAAAGAAGUUGUUCUCCAUUCUACCCCUUUUCUCUGAAGCAGAGAAGAAUGAGGUGAGGGGCACAGCUGACUUCUUUGCCUUUUCCUUUGGACCCAACAAUUUCAAGCCCUACAACACCAUGGCUAAAAUGGGACAAAAUGUGUCCCUCAAUUUAAGAGACGUGCUGAACUGGAUUAAACUGGAAUAUGGCAAUCCCCGAAUCCUGAUCACUGAGAAUGGCUGGUUCACAGACAGUCAUGUGAAAACAGAGGAUACCACAGCCAUCUACAUGAUGAAGAACUUCCUCAACCAGGUUCUCCAAGCAAUCAAGUUUGAUGAAAUACGAGUGUUUGGUUACACUGCCUGGUCCCUCCUGGAUGGCUUUGAAUGGCAGGAUGCUUACACCACUCGCCGAGGAUUAUUUUAUGUGGAUUUUAGUAGUAAACAAAAAGAAAGAAAGCCCAAGUCUUCAGCACAUUACUAUAAACAGAUCAUACAAGAAAAUGGUUUCACUUUGAAAGAGUCCACACCAGAUGUGCAGGGUCAGUUUCCCUGUGAUUUCUCCUGGGGCGUCACUGAAUCUGUCCUUAAGCCAGAGUCGGUGGCUUCCUCCCCACAGUUCAGCGAUCCUCACCUGUAUGUAUGGAAUGUGACAGGCAACAGACUGUUGCACCGAGUGGAAGGAGUGAGGCUGAAAACACGACCAGCUCAAUGCACGGAUUUUGUCAGUGUCAAAAGACAGCUUGAGAUGUUGGCAAGAAUGAAAGUCACCCACUACAGGUUUGCUCUGGACUGGCCCUCAAUCCUUCCCACUGGCAACCUGUCCACGGUUAACCGGCAGGCUCUGAGGUACUACAGGUGUGUGGUCAGUGAGGGACUAAAGCUCAACAUCUCCUCAAUGGUCACGUUGUACUAUCCAACCCACGCCCACCUAGGCCUCCCCGCACCUCUGCUGCACAGCGGAGGGUGGCUGAACCGGUCAACCACCAAGGCCUUCCAGGACUAUGCCGACCUGUGCUUCCAGGAGCUGGGGGACCUCGUGAAGCUCUGGAUCACCAUCAACGAGCCUAACCGGCUGAGUGACAUCUACGACUGCUCUAGUAAUGACACCUACUGGGCAGCCCACCACCUGAUGAUCGCCCACGCCCUGGCCUGGCACCUCUACGACCAGCAGUACAGGCCUGCACAGCGUGGGGUUGUGUCGCUGUCUCUCCACUCGGACUGGGCCGAACCCGCCAAUCCCUAUGCGGACUCGCACUGGAAGGCGGCCGAGCGCUUCCUCCAGUUCGAAAUCGCCUGGUUCGCAGAACCCCUCUUCAAGACUGGGGACUACCCGUUGGCCAUGAGGGAGUACAUCACCUCCAAGAAUAGGCAAGGGCUCACGCGCUCCGCACUGCCUCAGUUCACCGAGGAGGAAAGGAGGCUGGUCAAGGGCACUGCAGACUUCUACGCCCUGAACCACUUCACCACCAGGUUCGUGAUGCAUGAGCGGCAAAACGGCAGCAACUACGACGCGGACAGGGACAUCCAGUUUCUGCAGGACAUCACCUGCCUGAGCUCCCCCACCCGCCUGGCCGUGAUACCCUGGGGAGAACGCAAGGUGCUGAAGUGGAUCCGGAGGAACUAUGGAGACGUGGAUGUUUACAUCACGGCCAGUGGCAUCGACGACCAGUCUCUGGAAAAUGAUGAACUCCGAAAAUACUACUUAGAGAAAUACAUUCAGGAGGCUUUGAAAGCAUACUUGAUUGAUAAAAUCAAAAUCAAAGGCUAUUAUGUAUUCAAACUGACUGAAGAAAAAUCUAGACCCAGAUUUGGAUUCUUCACAUCUGAUUUCAAAGCUAAAUCCUCAAUCCAGUUUUACAACGAACUGAUCAGCAACAAUGGCUUCCUUUCUAAGAACAGUAGUCCUAGAUGCAGUCAGACUCAAAGAAACACAGAGUGUAUUGUCUGCUUACUUCUUGUACAGAAGAAACCACUGAUAUUCUUUGGAUGUUGUUUCUUCUCCACCCUGGUUCUACUUUUAUCAAUUACCGUUUUUCAUAAGCGAAAGAGAAGAAAAUUUUGGAAAGCAAAGAACUUACAACACAUACCAUUAAAAAAAGGCCAUGAGAGUUCUUAGCUAAGCUGAUCCUACCAUAUUUCUGUCUGCAUGAUGGAAAAGUUUAAAAAAUUCACUCCAGUUCCAUACACUGGUAACUUACAGAAGAUACACCUAUACUGUAGAAAAACAAGUUUUGAGAUAUUAGUGAUAGCCAAGGUAAUGACAAUAAAUGUCUCCGCUAUGUGGUUCAAAUUUUCCCUUAUGUGUUAACAUCAGUGAAUUCAGUUCUUGGAUCUAAGGUAAAGGCUUCCCUAGAAGGUAAGGUAUGAGGAUUAUCUCAUACAUUGUUUCAUGGAGUUUGAUGAGCUGUUUCCUAUCAUUAUUCUACAGUUUUUUCCUAGGAAUACCAAUAGCUACUUAUGAUAAAAGAAAUUGUUUUGAAAAAAG